AUGAAGCCUAGCUUCGCUAUGCGCCUGGCUGCUCGUCGACUAAUCGCUCCGGGGGGUCAAUAUGUUAUCGGAGACAGUGUGUCAGGCCAUUAUCGACAGCCGCCACUCCCUAUCUCCUCGGCCUCAUCGGAGGACAUUAGCUCAGGCGAUUCCUAUAGUGCUGGAAUUGGCACCGGCGUAGAUGGCAAGGAGGAUGAUUGUCAGCAGGGUUUAGGUGCCCAUAGUGUUUUAAUCGCUUCCGAUUUGUUGGCCGGUCAAGGCGGACGGAAUUCUACGACGUUCCAAUUUCUGUCUUGUACAGGAGCCACGACCCAAGAGAUUCUGUCCAGUCGUGACGGCAGUCAUGAUAGCCAGAUCGACGCUUUCAACGCUUCACUACCAGUAGACUUUGCGCUGUUGUCAAUCGGUGGGAACGAUCUUGGCUUCUUUGACGUAAUGAAUGCAUGUGUGUUUCGCUUCUACAACUUCUACUCUGGUACCUGCGAGACAGCGCUUAAGAACACGCGAGAUCAAAUCGAGAGCGAUGAAUUCGAACACCGCCUGGAGAUCAUCAUCAUGGAAAUCCUCGACAAGGUCCGUUGGGAGAAGAAGCCCUCGUUCACAAUUACGGUCACGGGAUACGCCCGGUUCUUUAACGAUGUCACUGACGACUGUGACGAGAUGAGCUUUGGCGUCUGGUGGCGCGGACCGAAGCUGAGAAAGGAUCUGAGGAGUCAGAUGAAUACAAUGGUACUCACGGUCAACGCCAAGAUCCACAAGACCAUCAACACGAUAAACUCGCGGUUUACCAAGGAUAAGGUCAUCUUUAUUGAUUAUGACAAGGGGUUUGAUGGUCAUCGGUUCUGCGAGGAGGGUGUGAAAGAGCCUGAUUACGACCGUAAAGAUACGUGGUUUUUCCUCGUAGGCGGCCCGGAUAACGCCAGAAAUGGGACCCGAUCAAAUCAUAUUUCUGACCUUCAGACAUUGCCCCCAACAUCGGCUCUGGUUGACCCAUUAUCAUGUCUUGAGCCCGCGCAAGCAUCUGGGGAUUGGGGCCGAUUGGCUUUGUGUUAUAUGGCUAUGGCGAAGCAUCGAAACCCAAACUUGCAGCUUGCCCGCGGAGACUUGGUUGCUGAGAACUCGAUGUGGUACGUCCCAACAUAUUACGGCAAGACGUUCCAUCCUAGGUCUCUUGGCCACGAGGCCAUGAGAAAUAAAAUUUAUGAGGUAUGGCAAACACUAGAAUAG
Daldinia loculata is the source of this 1227-nucleotide messenger RNA. Its product is annotated as SGNH hydrolase. Bases 1 to 1227 code for a protein of 408 amino acids. The transcript has 3 exons. NCBI's taxonomy places the organism in Eukaryota, Fungi, Ascomycota, Sordariomycetes, Xylariales, Hypoxylaceae. Gene Ontology annotation, biological process: triglyceride catabolic process. Gene Ontology annotation, molecular function: triacylglycerol lipase activity. The record is from RefSeq and is a predicted model, not a curated record.